Messenger RNA from Clonostachys solani, 1569 nucleotides. NCBI's taxonomy places the organism in Eukaryota, Fungi, Ascomycota, Sordariomycetes, Hypocreales, Bionectriaceae. The record is from the annotation of a GenBank genome assembly.
AUGGUGGGACGCCAUGGAACUCUCCAUGCGUCUGGGGCGAGGGGCCCCAAAUACCGAACCUCCUGUGAUCGAUGCCAAGCUGCAAAGGUCAAGUGCGGCCAUGAAAAGCCGUCGUGCAGGAGAUGCACCUACCACAAGGUGGAAUGCGUCUACGGCAUCUCUCGUCGGAUGGGCAGGCCAAGGGCCAAGAAGAGUCCCGCCAAGGACUCGUCCCCUUCGCCGCAAGCCUCCACCAACAGUGCAUCAGACGAGAACAGUAGGUCCAAGCCAGCAACGCCGGCAGUCACCUUUGGCGAAGCAGAGCCGGCAGUGGAAAUUCAACAGAGCAGUCUGGUGAUGAACGCUGAAGGGGCCAGACUCUCGACGGAUUCCACGCAAAUAUCAGAGCCUUGGGCAGCCUCAUUGAGCACGCACUUCGAACCGCCAGCACUCAAUCAAGUGGCAGUUGAAGGUGUCCAUAGCACGCCAAUGCUUGAGACACUGAAUACGCCGUUGGCAUUCUUGCCGACCCCUACAGAAAACAGAAUGGAUCUUGAUGAUUACAAUGGCUACCCAACAAUGAGCGCGUUCCUUGACGACAUCUCAGACUCCAUUAUCUCACAGCAGCCCAUUCCUGCACCAUCAACACUGGAAAUUCUAGAUCCGCAAGCAUUGAUUUCAGCGGAAAUUACAGUUGGGAAUCCACAGGAAUCGUUUGGUCAGGUCAAUACAAGGCUUCCAACGCUGGUGCAGACCGCGCAGCCUGGGAACGGCUCAAACCCCAUCCGUGGGACCGACGCCCAUCACCAGUCCAGUCCGUCAUCGGCGUCAAAGAGACGUGUCUCAAUGGGCCAGUCAAUGAGUAGCAUGCUGCUCAGCCUAACAGGCCACGAAGACAACAGUCAUGCAGCCAAACCAUCAAGCGGGACGCAUAUUGCCACAGGCCCUCGCACAUCAGUAGCAGCAAGAGGUGAGUCUUCCGCGACGCAUGUCGAGCCUCACUACGAUACGCGGCCCAUGUCAAAGAGUGGCAAAGUGUCCAUUCACGAAAAGGAUGAUGGCUGCUGCAACUGCCAUAUCGUCGUCACGGACUGCAUCGUGUCGCUCAAGGCAGAGCAGCAGAGGUCUGGCUUAGUGCCCAUCGACUGUGCCCUGAGGAUGGAGACGGAGGUAGAGACGUCUCUCUCGGCGGUCCAUGACUGCCAAAGCUGCCGUUGCGAGAGCAGCAUACACCUCCUCUCGCUGGUUGGAGUUCGAUUGAUGCUAGAUAUACUACAAAAGACAGUGAGGGAUGAAUUUGUCAUGCGCCCGAGGCGGAUCAACAGUGGGACAAUUUCCAUUAACAACAGCGACAUUCUCUGGAUAGGCAGCUUCAAGGUCUCGCCCAAGACGCGCUGCCGCUUCCUCAAGAAGCUUGUUCAGGCGCGGUUCUGUAGGCUCGCAAUGCUCGUGGAAAGGGGCGGCAAGGUGGUCACCAGUGGCCCUGCGCGAGAUUGUUACUCCCAGUCGGGAGAUUUAUUGCUAGAGGACAUCUCAAAAGGACUACGGACAACUAUGGGUUGGGUGACGCUGUGGAACUCAAAGCAUUGA